UGCUGGCACUGGCGGGGCCUGGCAGAAGCUGAAAUCCAUCCAGAGAUGACAGGGAAGAGUGUCGGUGUCUUCCCGCCAGAGCCCGUUGGCCAACAGGCAGCCGGCUGCCAGCCGUCUCCUCCCUCCCUCGGCUUGUCCCCGGCCCCCUGGGGCGGCUGCCCGCUCAGAGCCGAUCGGGUGUCAGAGCAGAGCGCUGGGAGCUGGCGGCCGGGAGAGGGUAACUGGAGUCGGCGCUGCACAGGGUGGCUGGUGCUGGGGCGCAGCUGCAGGAGGUGGCCGGGGACCAGGAGACGCGGGGACGCCGGCCAUGAAGACCCUCCGGGCGCGGUUUAAGAAGACGGAGAGCCAAGACUGGGGCAAGGGCGACGAGCGGCUGCUGCAGGCCGUGGAGAACAGCGACGCCGGCCGCGUGGCCGCCCUCAUCUCCCGCAAGGGGCUGGUGCCCACGAAGCUGGACCCCGAGGGCAAGUCUGCGUUCCACCUGGCGGCCAUGAGGGGCGCGGGCAGCUGCCUGGAGGUGAUGCUUUCGCACGGCGCCAAUGUCAUGAGCACGGACGGGGCAGGCUACAGCGCUCUCCACCUAGCCGCCAAGUACGGGCACCCGCAGUGCUUGAAGCAGCUGCUGCAGGCCUCCUGCGCGGUGGACGUCGUGGACAGCAGUGGGUGGACCGCCCUGCACCACGCAGUGGCUGGUGGCUGUCUCUCCUGUUCAGAGAUGCUCUGCUCCUUCAAGGCGCAUCUGAACCCCCGCGAUCCGUCUGGUGCAACGCCCCUCAUUAUAGCAGCUCAGAUGGGUCACACAGACCUGUGCCGCCUCCUCCUGCAGCGGGGGGCUGCCGCGAAUGACCAGGACCUGCAGGGCAGGACGGCCCUGAUGCUGGCCUGCGAGGGGGCCAGCCCCGAAACCGUGGAGGUGCUGCUCCAGGCUGGGGCCCAGCCGGGCAUCACCGACGCGCUGGGACAGGACGCGGCUCACUACGGCGCCCUGGCAGGGGACAAACUCAUCCUCCACCUGCUGCAGGAGGCGGCCCGGCGCCCCUCCCCGCCCAGCGAGGAUGACUCGGGCGAAGCGUCGUCUCAGAACUCUGUGUCCAGCCAUGAAAAGCGGGGGGCCCCCAAGAAGCGGAAGGCGCCGCAACCCCCCGCCAGCGCCCCUGUGCCGGACGACCGAGACGCCUAUGAAGAGAUCGUGAGGCUGCGGCAGGAGAGGGGCCGCCUCCUGCAGAAGAUCCGGGGGCUGGAACAGCACAAGGAACAGAGGAAGCAGGAGCCACCAGAGGCGGAGGCCGGCUCCCUGCACAGCCUGGAGAGGCAGGUGCAGGAGCUGCAGCGGCUGCUGGCGGAGAGGCAGCAGGAGAAGGAGAGCCUGGGCCGCGAGGUGGAGAGCCUGCAGAGCCGCCUGUCGCUGCUGGAGAACGAGCGGGAGAACACCAGCUACGACGUGUCCACCCUGCAGGACGAGGAGGGCGAGCUGCCCGACUUCCCAGGGCCCGAGGCCCUGCUGUCCAGGCGGCUGAGCCCGUCGGCCCAGGAGCGCCUGGCCUCGCUGCAGGAGCAGGUGGCGGCACUCACCAGGCAGAACCGCGAACUGAUGGAGAAGGUCCAGAUCCUGGAGGAGUUCGAGAAGGACGAGACGCAGAUGGGGGCGGCUGGCCCCGCGGAGGUCGUCCCUCUGGCCCGCUACGACGCUCUCCGGGCCGAGUUGGAGCAGCUGCGCGGGCAGCACGCCGAUGCCCUGUGCGCGCUGAGGCAGCUGCAGGCACAGGAGGCCUUGGGGCACGAGGAGGCGGCUUGCAGGGAGGGCCAGGUUGCAGGGACCAAGGCCACGGAAAAUGGGCUGACAGACUUGGGGCUCAAUGGCGCUGCCGCUCCAGGAACCAAAGUGAAUGGCACCGAGACCGCAGACGAGGACGCCACGGGAGCUGGAACCACAGACGCCAGGGCUUUGGACGCUGCGUCCACGGGAACCGAGGCCACAGAAACCGAAGCCAUGGCGGCUGCGGGCAUGAAAACGAAGGCUGUGGAAGGGGGAGAAAACGCUGAAACCGAGACCACGGGAGCUGAGGCCACUGGUUCAGAUGCCACGGGAGUGGAGGCCACGGAUGCAAAACCAGCAGUGCAGAGCAACGGAGCGGGCCCUGGGGAGGCAGAGCUCGCAGGCACAGAGACCACAAACAUGGAGGCCACUGGAGUAGAGGCCACAGAUGCGGAGGCCACAGGAGCAGAGGCCACGAAUGCAGGGGCCACGGGAGCAGAGGCCACAGAUGCGGGGGCCACGGGAGCAGAGGCCACAGCCCCGGGAGUCCCCGCCGGCCCUGCCCUGCACCCCGGUGCCGCUGAGGCCUCGGAAAAGCUGCAAGCAGAGCUGGAGACCAGGAUCCGCGGCCUAGAGGAGGCGCUGCGGCAGCGGGAGCGAGAGGCGGCCAUGGAGCUGGAGGCAGCCCGUGGGAAGUGCCAGGCUGCGGAGGCCGAGGCCGGCCGGCUGCGGGAGCGGGUGCGUGAGGCCGAGGGCUGCGGGGCCGGCGGCGGCAGCGCCGGCAGCGACACAGCCCAGCUGAGGGCGGCCCUGGAGCAGGCCCGGGAGGACCUGCGGGCCCGGGACUCCCGCCUGCGGGAGCUGGAGGCGGCCACGGCCUGGCUGGACGAGGCCCGGGCCGGCCAGCUGCUGGCCGAGGAGGAGGCCCGGGGCCUGCGGGCGGAGCUGGCCCGGCGGGACGAGGCGCGGCUGGAGCACAGCCGGGAGCUGGAGGCCCUGCGGGAGCAGCUGGCGGCGGCCACGGCCGCGGGGGAGCAGCAGCGGGCCGCGGCCGCCGAGCUGGGCUGUGCCAGGGACGCGGCCGAGGCCCAGGUGGCGGAGCUGGCCGCCGCCUGCGAGGAGGCCCGGCGGGGGCUGGCGGAGCUGCGGGAGGCCUCGGAGGCCCUGCGCCAGUCCGCCGUGCCCGCCUCCGAGCACCUGCGGCUGCAGGAGGAGGCCCUGGAGCUGCGGGGCCGGGCGGCCGGUCUGGAGCAGGAGGUGGUGGCCACGGGCAAGGAGGCCGCCCGGCUGCGGGCGGAGCUGGAGCGCGAGCGUGCGUGCAGCGUGGCCCUCUCGGAGCACGAGCGGACGGUGGGCGCGCUGCAGGCCGAGGUGGCCCGGCUGGAGGCGCAGCUGGAGGAGCUGGGCCGGCGGCACGAGAGGACCAGCGCCGAGGUCUUCCAGGUGCAGCGGGAGGCGCUGUUCAUGAAGAGCGAGCGGCACGCGGCGGAAGCGCAGCUGGCCACGGCGGAGCAGCAGCUGCGCGGGCUGCGCACGGAGGUGGAGCGGGCUCGCCAGGCCCAGAGCCGCGCCCAGGAGGCCCUGGACAAGGCCAAGGAGAAGGACAAGAAGAUCACAGAACUCUCCAAAGAAGUCUUCAGUCUUAAGGAGGCCCUGAAGGAGCAGACGGCCGCCCCGGUCGCCCCCGAGGUGGAGGCCCUGCGGGACCAGGUGAAGGCCUUACAGCAGCAAUUGCAGGAGUCUGCCAGGGACCACAGCGCCGUGGUGGCUUUGUACAGGAGCCACCUCCUCUACGCCAUCCAGGGCCAGAUGGACGAGGACGUGCAGCAGAUCCUCAGCCAGAUCGUGCAGAUGCAGCGGCUGCAGGCUCAGGGCCGCUGAGCGGGCCGGCGGCCGCCCGGGCUACCCCUCGCGGGGCCCAGCCCCUGCAGGCCCCUCUCGGACCAGCGUCCCCUGGCCCCGUGGGUGUCCGGCUUGUGCACUCCCAGACCAGCCUGGGUCCCUUCCGGCUGCCCCACCCUGUCCCUGCACACCGCGCCCGGGGCCUGACUGUCCCUCCCCAACGACCGGAGAACCUGUGAGUCCCUCCGCCCCCAACACCCGUCACCAGACGCCACCAGGAAUAAAGGCAUACCGUGCACAGGA
Microcebus murinus (gray mouse lemur) is the source of this 3901-nucleotide messenger RNA. The record is from RefSeq and is a predicted model, not a curated record. Lineage: Eukaryota; Metazoa; Chordata; Mammalia; Primates; Cheirogaleidae.